ACUGCUUCUCACCCUGCCACUACAACGUAUCACCUAGUUCACUCCUACCAAUUCAUUCCUAUCAACUAAUUCACCUCUACCUGUUCACCUCUACCAACAACAAACUCACAACCUACCUAGGGAUAUAACCCAAGGCCGGCACGCUACCACCAAGGUAUAAUCUUCAACUCGUCAUAGUCUAUGACAAAUUUUGACACAUUUGACUUCCCUUCACAUUACACGCAUCAUCCUAUUCUCUAUUUGGACGUAUCAUCAUGGCUCCAAGUUGGGAAACUGUGCUGCGCAGGAACGGCCAGUCCUUGCGCUCCCGAAUCAAGGAACUAAAUCACCGUGCUGAAGUGGAUGACAGCUAUUACGAACGGGACAAUCCGUUCCGCCAGAUAGCGCGCGAUUUAGUCACUAGCCGAUACCUUAUAUCACUAGAUGAUAGCAGUUCGGAUCGAGAAAAAGACGUUUCCGUUUCCGUAAGUGAAGCUGGAGAAAUGAACCUGGACCCAGCAGAGCAGUUCGCACAUCCUCGCUUAGAUUUGACUCAUUCUGUCCUUCCAAUUUCUGGCCAAUCUCGGACAGCAACUGUCUCAAUGCUAGAUUACCUUGGCAGCCCCGAAUUCAAAAUUCAUAUUGAGUCCGUAACAGACUCGGGAAUAGAAGCAAAUACUGUCCUUCCUUGCUUAGCCUCUAUAUUAAAUCCAUGGCAGGCCAUCGGCCAAGAGAAACUAUGUCGCCUUGGAAAAUCCAGUUUUCGAGGAGGCUUUCUCGCGGAUCCUGUGGGUUUAGGCAAGUCAUUAACAGCCUUAAUUGCAGCGCUCAGAUUACGUGAUGAGCUUCCCGCGAAAGGGUUCGUACUUGUGGUCUGUCGAAAAUCAUGUACUUUUCAGUGGUACGAUGAAAUACAACGACAUUUCAAAAAGGACCAGCGACCUUCUGCAGUUGUCCUUGAUCGUACUGAUUACCCGGUCCGGCAACUGCUAAAAUUUGAUGUGGUCAUUACGAGCCAUAGCUUCGUGAGGCAACGUUACUUGGAUCUAUAUUUAUAUGAAAGCUUUCACGAUACGGUCUCCGGCAUGUCCUUGGCUGUGGCGCGGGAUGUAUUUGGGGUAAACGGGCUAAAAAAGAUAUAUAUGCCAUUACAUUCACCUCUCUACGAAAUUCUCAACCGGCCGACAUCCGUCCUCAUCUUUGACGAGUCUCAGGACGCAAAAAAUUCUGACACUGCUUUGUGGGCGGCCUUAAAGUCCUUGAAAUACCAGGCCAUUUUUUUACUGUCUGGAACUCCGGCCUAUAAUACUCUAGACGACAUUUAUGGCCAAAUGUCUUUAUUACCAGGCUGCCCGAUCCUAAGCCUACAGCAUUUCCAAGCCCUUUUCAAUACCGGCAAAAUCACAUCUAGCGAAUCGGGAGGCCGAAAUACCUUAGACGACCCUGCCAACUCGCGCAUGCUUCUGCUAAAGAGGUUUAUGGCGGGCAUAUUGGUAGCAAGACCGAAAAAGAUCUUGAAUCUACCGGCUCUGCUCGAAAAGGAUAUUCCGGUCGCCCUGAAUUGGACUACUCACGCGGAGGUACUUUUUGCAAUUGAGCUGAUAGUAUCUCGGGCCAAACAACUCCUUGGCCAGAGUAAAGAAUGUAGCCGGACCCAGAGCAGAAGGUUACGGCGACAAGCCUUUUCGCUCUUUUGGAAAGCACAGUCCUUUUCCUCUAGUCCUCUAUUGAGUUGCAGACUGACUGAAGGUGAAUGGGACCAGACUGAGUAUGCAGCCCAUAUCGAAUCCGUAACCCGCGAAUUCGAUCGUUUCAUUACCAUCAGCAAAGAUUUGAAUUCGGAUUCGACAAUAACUUCUCUGAAUGAAGAUCAGAGAAGAGCAUUUUUGCGGUGGUUGUCUCAACACAGUGGGCCGGGCGGAUCCCAAAGUAGAAACGCUGCAAGGGAUGAGGAAGAGGACGUCUCUAAUGAGUCGUCUGACGAAGAAAGUACUUUAAUAGAGGACUUAUCUUCUGAAUUCGACUCUAGUGAAAAGCCUAAGAGACCACAAUGGCUGACCUAUCUCCAAAGUCGGCCGGACGGGGCGAUCUUCUCGCCUCGAAUCUGCAGCAUCACCAAUACAGUCAAGUCCAUCCUUGAAAAACCUAACGAUAAGAUCAUGAUUGUCUCAAACUACAUCAUGUUUCUAGAUAUAAUUCGUGUAGCAUUAGAACGCAAUGCUAUAAGGGCUAAAGAAUUCAAUGGGACAAUUGCGUCUUCGGAAGCCAGAGCGGAGGUUUUGAGAGAUUUUAACGAUCCUCUAAGCAAUUCGGCUGUACUUUUAUGUACGGUUGGAGCGGGUGGUACGGGACUAAAUAUUACUGGUGCAAACCACCUUUUAAUCAGUGAACCUCUUUGGUCUCCGGGCCAAGAGGAGCAAAUCAAAGGUCGGGUUUAUCGUAUGGGCCAGAGAAAACCAGUAACGGUUUACCAUUUAUAUGCCGAAGAUUCCCGUAUUGAUACGGCCAUCAGAUCGGCAAACCGUGAAAAAGCCGCCAAACGCAACGACCUAAUGCUGCCACUAGUCCGCGACGAUAGGCGGGAGUUUAUCAUACCUAGGCUUCCGACCGUCGAGGAACUUUUCGACUCAUGAAGGCAUAUGAGAGCUUCGAGAGACCAUAAAAAGGAGAAUGGAACAUGGUAGAUAGUGAAGAGGGUAAAGGUCUUUAAUAUAAGUCCCAAUCCCUUUCGGAACUUAAUCUAGUGUCCCGCCAAUUAAACGCAUGUCACAUCUAAUCCUUAUGAAGUUGCCGGGUAAUGUCUAUAAUUUCUUUAGAAGGCUAGCUUUUAUUUAAGAUGCCGUUUCGUAGAAAUUUCCAUGCUCUGCUUAGUACUCGUAC
Daldinia loculata is the source of this 2859-nucleotide messenger RNA. Its product is annotated as P-loop containing nucleoside triphosphate hydrolase protein. Bases 255 to 2612 code for a protein of 785 amino acids. Gene Ontology annotation, molecular function: ATP binding; ATP-dependent chromatin remodeler activity. The transcript is spliced from 3 exons. Lineage: Eukaryota; Fungi; Ascomycota; Sordariomycetes; Xylariales; Hypoxylaceae. The record is from RefSeq and is a predicted model, not a curated record.